Messenger RNA from Scutellospora calospora, 161 nucleotides. Lineage: Eukaryota; Fungi; Glomeromycota; Glomeromycetes; Diversisporales; Gigasporaceae. The record is from the annotation of a GenBank genome assembly.
UUGAUCUUGAACAACAAAGUAGCCUUGACAAAGACUAUUUGUAUGAAAAUGAAACUAAAAAUAAGAAGAACAAAGAGAGGCUUUUUGUUCUUGAGCAAGAUAUACUUACAAAUACUAUGCUGGCUACUGAACUUGAAGACUCAGAUCAUGAUGUUGAGCAG